Molecule: messenger RNA, 2062 nt
Organism: Sorex fumeus (smoky shrew)
Lineage: Eukaryota; Metazoa; Chordata; Mammalia; Eulipotyphla; Soricidae
Gene: BMX
Product: BMX non-receptor tyrosine kinase
Exons: 19
Coding region: 98-2062 (654 amino acids)
Biological process (GO): B cell receptor signaling pathway; adaptive immune response; peptidyl-tyrosine autophosphorylation
Molecular function (GO): non-membrane spanning protein tyrosine kinase activity; ATP binding
Source: RefSeq, a predicted model, not a curated record
AUGUGAGACAGGUUGCUGCCACUGGAGGAAGGAGGACAGCUGGGACAACUUUCCUGCAAGAACAGAUCCGCCUCAGCGCCGUCAGGAUCAGGCCAAAAUGGAGGACAAUAUGAAUACAAAAUCUAUUCUAGAAGAGCUUCUUCUCAAAAGGUCACAACAGAAGAAGAAAAUGUCACCAAAUAAUUACAAAGAGCGCCUUUUUGUUUUGACUAAAACAAACCUCUCCUAUUAUGAAUACGACAAAAUGAAAAGAGGCAGUAGAAAAGGAUUGAUCGAGAUCAAGAAAAUCAGAUGUGUGGAGAAAGUAAAUCUGGAGGAGCAAACUCCUGUGGAGAGACAGUAUCCAUUUCAGAUUGUCUAUAAAGAUGGGCUUCUCUAUGUCUAUGCAUCGAAUGAAGAGAGUCGAAGUCAGUGGCUGAAAGCAUUACAGAAAGAGAUCAGAGGCAACCCCUACCUGCUGAUCAAGUACCACAGUGGGUUCUUCGUGGACGGGAAGUUCCUGUGCUGUCAGCAGAGUUGCAAAGCGGCUCCAGGAUGUACUCUCUGGGAAGCAUAUUCUGAGCUUCAUGUUGCAACCAAUGAAGAGAAAUGCAGAACUCCCACCUUUCCAGAUAAGGUAUUUAAGAUUCCUCCAGUCAUUCCAAGUCUUGAAAUGAAAAGGCCAUCUUCAAGUACUGCUCUAACCCGGUAUGACAGUGAUCUGAAAACAAACUAUGGCUCCCAGCCAAAUGUCUACAACAUGCCUUAUAUCCCAAGGGAAGACUGCCCUGACUGGUGGCAACUAAAUUUCAGAAGUAAUGAAGAUUUUCCAUGCAGUAAACAACAGGAAAAAAAUUUAAAUCACAGCACCUCAAAGAUUCCAUGGGGCAUCCCUGAGUCAAAUUCAUCUGAAGAUGAGGAAAACCUAAAUGACUAUGACUGGUUUGCAGGUAACAUGUCCAGGUCACAAUCUGAGCAGUUACUGAGACAAAAGGGAAAAGAAGGAGCAUUCAUGGUUAGAAAUUCCAGCCAGGUUGGAAUGUACACAGUGUCCUUGUUUAGUAAGGCUGUGAAUGACAAAACAGGAACAGUCAAACAUUACCAUGUGCAUACAAAUGCUGAGAACAAAUUGUACCUGGCAGAAAACUACUGUUUUGAUUCCAUUCCAGAACUUAUUCACUAUCAUCAGCACAACUCAGCAGGCAUGAUCACACGACUCCGUCACCCUGUGUCGACCACAACCAACAAGGUUCCCAGCUUCGCGUCCUUGGGAAAUGACAUCUGGGAGCUGAAAAGAGAAGAGAUUACAGUGCUGAAGCAGUUGGGAAGCGGUCAGUUUGGAGUGGUCCACCUGGCCAAGUGGAAAGGGCAAUACGAUGUUGCUGUGAAAAUGAUCAAGGAGGGCUCCAUGUCAGAAGAUGAAUUCUUCCAGGAGGCCCAGACCAUGAUGAAACUCAGCCAUCCCAAGCUGGUAAAAUUCUAUGGAGUGUGUUCGAAGAGAUACCCGAUAUACAUAGUCACUGAAUAUAUAACCAAUGGCUGCUUGCUUGAUUACCUGAAGAAUCAUGGGAAAGGCCUGGAACCCUGCCAGCUCUUAGAAAUGUGUUAUGACGUUUGUGAAGGCAUGGCCUUCUUGGAGAGUCACCAGUUCAUACAUCGGGACUUGGCUGCUCGGAACUGUUUGGUAGACAGUGAUCUCACAGUGAAAGUUUCUGACUUUGGAAUGACUAGGUAUGUUCUUGAUGACCAGUAUGUCAGCUCAGUAGGAACAAAAUUUCCAGUCAAGUGGUCAGCCCCGGAGGUGUUUCACUACUUCAAAUACAGCAGCAAGUCGGACGUAUGGGCAUUCGGGAUCCUGAUGUGGGAAGUGUUCACUCUGGGGAAGCAGCCCUACGACUUGUACGACAACUCCCAGGUGGUGGUGAAGGUCACCCAGGGCCACAGACUGUACCGGCCCCAACUGGCCUCGGACACCAUCUACCAGAUCAUGUACAGCUGUUGGCAUGAGCAUCCAGAAAAACGGCCCACAUUUCAGCAACUGCUGUCUUCCAUUGAAAAUCUUCAGGAGAAAGAUAAGCCUUGA